GCAGAUGGCAGAAAGCCUGAUGCCAGAGGUCCCAGUGCAGACCCGAGACUUCGGGCUAGUGCACCGCAAGAAGAGGCCGGCCAUAGAAGACUUGCGCGAGAGCCCGGACGAUAAUGAGGAGGCACUUUUGUACUGUGACCUCGUUGAGGGCGAACUCAAGCUGAAACCCAGCUUGCUGGGUCUGGACUGCCUGGCCGUGGCUUUCACGGGACCGACUGGG
This is a messenger RNA of Symbiodinium sp. CCMP2592, 220 nucleotides long. The record is from the annotation of a GenBank genome assembly. Lineage: Eukaryota; Dinophyceae; Suessiales; Symbiodiniaceae.